AUGGCUUUGGCCGGGCUCUGCUCGCUGCUGGCCGGCUGCUGCCUGGCCGCGGGCAGCGGCCCCGCCGAGGCGGCGGCGGAGGCGGCAGCCAAGGAGCUGGAGUGCAAGCUGAAGAGCAUCACGGUGUCGGCGCUGCCCUUCCUGCGGGAGAACGACCUCAGCAUCAUGCACGGCCCCUCGGCCGCCGAGCCCAAGCUGCUCUUCUCGGUCCGCAACGAUUUCCCCGGCGAGAUGGUGGUGGUGGAUGACCUGGAGAACACGGAGCUGCCCUACUUCGUGCUGGAGAUCUCAGGCAACACGGAUGACAUCCCUCUGGUGCGCUGGCGGCAGCAGUGGCUGGAGAAUGGCACCCUGCUCUUCCACAUCCACCACCAGGACGGGGCCCCCAACCUGCCCGGCUUCGACCCCACUGAGGAGCCCCAGACUGAGUCGGCAGAGGAGGAGCUGAGGAUCCUCCACAUCUCUGUCAUGGGAGGGAUGAUCGCCCUGCUGCUGUCCAUCCUGUGCCUGGUGAUGAUCCUCUACACCCGCCGGCGCUGGUGCAAGCGGCGUCGCGUGCCGCAGCCCCAGAAGAGCGCCAGCGCCGAGGCUGCCAACGAGAUCCACUACAUCCCCUCAGUGCUGAUCGGGGGCCAUGGGCGGGAGAGCCUGCGCAACGCCCAGCGUGUGCAGGGCCACAACUCCAGCGGCACCCUCAGCAUCCGCGAGACGCCCAUCCUGGACGGCUACGAGUACGACAUCACCGACCUGCGGCACCACCUCCAGCGCGAGUGCAUGAACGGCGGCGAGGACUUCGCCAGCCAGGUCACCCGCACACUGGACUCGCUGCAGGGCUGCAAUGAGAAGGCCAGCAUGGACCUCACGCCAGGGAGCGACAACGCCAAGCUGUCCCUGAUGAACAAGUACAAGGACAACAUCAUUGCCACCAGCCCCGUGGAUUCCAACCACCAGCAGGCCACGCUGCUGUCCCAUACCUCCAGCAGUCAGCGCAAGCGCAUCAACAACAAAGCGCGAGCUGGCUCAGCGUUUCUCAACCCCGAGGGGGACUCAGGGACAGAGGCAGACACCGAUCCCCAGCUGACCUUCUACACGGACCCCUCGCGGAGCCGCAGGCGCAGCAGAGUGGGGUCCCCCCGAAGCCCUGUGAACAAGACCACACUGACCCUCAUCAGUGUGACGAGUUGUGUCAUCAGCCUGGUAUGCUCUUCCCACAUGAACUGCCCCCUUGUCGUCAAGAUCACCCUCCAUGUCCCUGAGCACCUGAUCGCUGACGGAAGCCGGUUCAUCCUGCUGGAGGGGAGCCAGCUGGAUGCCAGUGACUGGCUGAACCCAGCACAGGUUGUCCUCUUCUCCCAGCAAAAUUCCAGUGGGCCCUGGGCCCUGGACCUCUGUGCCCGGCGCCUCCUGGACCCCUGUGAGCACCAGUGUGACCCCGAGACAGGUGAGUUGCUCUGCCAUGUCCCUGAUGUCCCUGUCUCCACAGGGGAAUGUCUCUGCUAUGAAGGUUACAUGAAGGACCCUGUGCACAAGCACCUCUGCAUCCGGAAUGAGUGGGGAACGAACCAGGGGCCUUGGCCAUACACCAUCUUCCAGCGUGGCUUUGACUUGGUGCUGGGCGAGCAGCCUUCUGACAAGAUUUUUCGGUUCACCUACACCUUGGGGGAGGGCAUGUGGCUGCCCCUGAGCAAGAGCUUCGUCAUCCCACCAGCUGAGCUGGCCAUCAACCCCUCAGCCAAGUGCAAGACUGACAUGACGGUGAUGGAGGAUGCAGUGGAGGUCAGGGAAGAGCUGAUGACCUCGUCCUCCUUCGACAGCCUGGAGGUCCUGCUGGACUCCUUCGGCCCCGUUCGUGACUGCUCCCGGGACAACGGCGGCUGCAGCAAGAACUUCCGUUGCAUCUCGGACCGCAAGCUGGACUCCACGGGCUGUGUGUGCCCAACAGGACUGAGCCCCAUGAAGGAUGGCACGGGCUGCUACGACCGGCACGUGGGCGUGGACUGCUCCGACGGCUUCAACGGGGGCUGUGAGCAGCUGUGCCUGCAGCAGAUGGUCCCCCUGCCCGAGGACCCCCUGCUCUACAACAUCCUCAUGUUCUGUGGGUGCAUUGAGGACUACAAGCUGGGCGCGGAUGGGCGCUCGUGCCAGCUGAUCUCGGAGUCGUGCCCCGAGGCCGGGGACUGUGGUGAGCCCCGCGAGCUGCCCAUGAACCAGACGCUCUUCGGGGAGCUCUUCUACGGCUACAACAACCACUCCAAGGAGGUGGCACCAGGGCAGGUGCUCAAAGGGACGUUCAGGCAGAACAACUUUGCCCGGGGCCUGGAGCAGCAGCUGCCGGAUGGGCUGGUGGUGGCCACAGUGCCCUUGGAGAACCAGUGCCAAGAGGAGCUCUCUGACCCCACUCCCGACCCUGAGUUCCUCACUGGGAUGGUGAACUUCAGCGAGGUUUCUGGGUACCCCCUCCUGCAGCACUGGAAGGUGCAGUCUGUCAUGUACCAUGUCCGGCUCAACCAGAUGACCAUCUCCCAGGCCUUCAGCAAUGCACUCCACUCUCUGGAUGGAGCCACCUCCCGUGGAGAUUUUGUGGCGCUGCUGGACCAGUUUGGCAACCACUACAUCCAAGAGGCAGUGUAUGGCUUUGAGGAGUCCUGCUCCAUCUGGUAUCCCAACAGGCAGGUCCAGCGGCAGCUCUGGCUGGAGUAUGAGGACAUCAGCAAAGGCAACUCCCCCUCGGAUGAGUCAGAGGAGCGGGAGCAGGACCCGAAGGUGCUGACAUUCCCUGAGUACAUCGCCAGCCUCUCUGAGUCGGGCACCAAGCGCAUGGCAGCCGGAGUGCGGAUGGAGUGCCAGAGCCGCGGGCGCUGCCCCUCCUCCUGCCCGCUCUGCCACGUCUCCUCCAGCCCCGACGUGCCAGCCGAGCCCAUCCUGCUGGAGGUCACCAAAGCAGCCCCCCUCUAUGAGCUGGUCACCAACAACCAGACCCAGCGGCUCCUGCAGGAGGCCACCAUGAGCUUGCUGUGGUGCUCGGGCAGCGGGGAUGUCAUCGAGGACUGGUGCCGCUGUGACUCGAGUGCCUUUGGGGCCGAUGGGCUGCCCACCUGUGCUCCUCUCCCACACCCAAUCCUGCGUCUCUCCACCGUACAUGAGCCCAGCAGCACACUGGUGGUACUGGAGUGGGGCCACUCGGAGCCCCCCAUUGGGGUGCAGAUUGUGGACUACCUCCUUCGUCAAGAGAAAGUCACCGACAGAAUGGACCACUCCAAGGUGGAGACAGAGACAGUGCUGAGCUUUGUGGAUGACAUCAUCUCUGGUGCCAAGUCCCCCUGUGCCAUGCCAGCCCAAGUGCCUGACAGACUCUCCUCCACCAUCUCCCUCAUCAUCCGCUGCCUGGAGCCCGACACCACCUACAUGUUCACGCUCUGGGGAGUUGACAACACAGGAAGACGUUCCAGGUCAAGUGAUGUGACGGUCAAGACGCCCUGCCCUGUGGUAGAUGAUGUGAAAGCUCAAGAAAUAGCAGACAAGAUCUACAACCUCUUCAAUGGCUACACGAGUGGCAAGGAGCAGCAGACAGCCUACAACACCCUGCUGGACCUGGGCUCCCCCAGCCUCCACCGAGUCCUCUACCACUACAACCAGCACUACGAGAGCUUUGGGGAGUUCACCUGGCGCUGUGAGGAUGAGCUGGGGCCCAGGAAGGCUGGCCUCAUCCUCUCGCAGCUGGGGGACCUCAGCAGCUGGUGCAAUGGCCUCCUGCAGGAGCCCAAGAUCAGCCUCCAGCGCUCCUCCCUCAAGUACCUCGCCUGCCGCUACAGCGAGAUCAAGCCCUAUGGGCUCGACUGGUCGGAGCUCAGCCGUGACCUCAGGAAGACGUGCGAGGAGCAGACACUGAGUGUCCUUUACAAUGACUAUGGUGACAAGGACUACUGAGGGUUCUGGGCACCUGCUCUCAGGCUGGCCUUCCCAUGGGCGUUUCUGAGGGUUUUACACAUGGACCCAUGGAGGGGGAGGGUGUCACUGGUGUUUCUGGAGGCGAGAAUUUAGAUUGGGGAGCAAAACUGGCUGCUCUGUGCAGGACUGACUCAGUAUUAGUUUCUUCUUCAACUUGGCCAAAAGCCUUUCUAGUUAGAAGUCUUGUGGGACCCAGUUUUCUUGGUUUUGUUUUAUUCAUUUUGCCAAGAGGUUCCUCAGCAUUGGUGGAGAGGGCAGGCUGGGAGGGCACAGCCCUCUUCUCCUGCCCCAUCCCUGCCCUGGCUGUGGGGACUGUCUUCAAAGGCAAGUGACACCAGUCACAUGGGAGAAACAUGGUGACACAGCCAGGAUGGGAGAGCAGGUGAUGUAGGCAAAAAUGGAGGCAGGGCAUGCAGGUCAGGUUGAGAUGCUUAUGUUUAUGGCUGAGCUGUUCAGCCACGGGGUGGCCAGCAGGGUUGAGAUGGGGUUUUUUGCAAUUGUAAAGCAUGAGGUCAGGGUGAGACCUGAGAGAGCAAUGGUACUGUUGGUGGGCAGAGCUGGUGUGGUGUCAUCAGCUGGGGCGAAGAGGCGGGGGCAUUGUGACCCCCAUCUCCUCAGGUUCUUCUGCCAUGAUCAAAACCCACAGGUGCUCCAAGAUGCAGAGUCCUCCAAAAAAAAAGCAGCUUGGCCUCAGGGCCAGUAGUCAGCAGGACAUCAUGAGCUUUCUUCUUGAGGGACCACUUUCCUUGGAAGUCAAUCUUAAAAUCCUUUCUAUUAUCUUUUUUUUUUCUUUUACCCACUAUAAUAAAAACUUAGAAGCAACAUCAAGCGGCUGCUGAGGAGAACUCAUCUAGGAGAGCAGCAGCUGGAUGACACAGACAAGAUGUUCUGCACCAGACACUUGCAGCUGUGGUAUAGCCCAGGCUCUGUAUGGUGAGGGGAGAGGGAUGCAAGAUACCCCAAUGCCAUGGUGCAGGAUGGUGCUGAAGGUUCUGCUCCCAGAGAGGGCGUGGAGGAGAGGCUUCUGGGGGUGUUGCUUGCCCGUGUUCAGGCUCACAUCUGCCUCUUCCUCUGGUAACAAUUUUUUAAAGCUAGAGAGCUGGGGUUGUACUGGGAUACUGGGUUUGGUUCAGAGCAAACGAUUCUCCAAAUCCCUGUCCCUGCUGAUGAUGUUGGAGGCAGAAAACAGGUUCCUUUUAGCUUCAGCUUCCUGCCUGGUUUGCAGAGGAGGCACCUCUGGACUUGCCAGCUGCGCACCUUUGAUCUAGACAAGACCAGAGACCUACAGUGGGAUUUUUACGAUGCCUCCAGAGAGAAAUUUCCUUUUUAUUUUUUUCAGUCUUGGCAGGAACAGUCUUCAGCCUCAUAUGAUUUUCUGCCUCAUUCCUCCUCCUACCUGCCAAGGACAUGGCUCGAAUAUUUGUGUGGUGCUGAGAGGGAGGUGGCUGUGCUCUGCACCCGGUCACUGCCGACAGCGCUGCAGCACCAGAUUUUCUUAACAGCAGCUCAGUAUCUUCCUGCAGGACCACACAGUGCUUUGCUCUUUCCUUCUCAUGGGCAGACAUCUCUCCAGGGGCAGCUGGCCUGGACUGGGGAGCUGCUGGGAGCAGCCACCAUCAGUCAGUAUGACCUGGGCAUCCCUGUGUCAUUGCUGUAAUGUGUGUCUAGCAGGGGUAAUCAGACAAAUGUUUGCUCUGUGCAAGAAGGAAGUCUCCUGGAUCCUUUUGGCUUUUUCUUAUGUGUUUGUCCUUAUAUUUUGAUGUGCCUGAUGCUGCCAAGGGCUUAGGGCUCAGAGUGAGACCAGUGCCACCUCCAUGCACAGGUAUAGAGUGGCAGGUGAUCGGUACUGAGUCAUCACUCCUUUUCCUUUUAGCGAGACUCUUGGCCAAGACACUUCUGUUUAUCCAUUUGCUUAUCCCAGCAGAUGCUGAGACAACUUUUAACUUCCAGCCAGGCAGCCAUCCAGCCAUGGGCAAAGGGCACCUCUGCUCAACACCUCGAAGGGAUGUUUGAAGGAAGUCUGCUCUGGCCCAGACACCAGUUGGUUUCUCGCCAAGUAAUACCGUGUACAUGGCCUUUAUGUGAAAUGCAGACUGUUUUCCUUUGGGUAGCAGACUCCUCUCUUUUAUUGCUUACUAGGUGCAGCAGCAAGGACAGGAGCAGUGCUGUCUGCCAGCCACUCGCUGUGACACUGCCAGGAAAACCCUGGACACCCCAUGCAUUCACACCUGCCUAAGUUACUUUUUCAUCUGGCCCCAAGAUUUACACCGAGGCUCUGCAGAUAUUUCUGUUCUUCUUCUGUGCUGACACUUCAAAGCCCUUGCAUGGGCAACCAAAGCCCUGCAGCAUCAUCAGCCAGCUGGGCUGGGCUCUGCUCCCUGGGUCCUGGCUUCUCCAUGGGCUGGGCUUUGGAGAGUGAGGGGAAAGCCACCCUUCCUUUGGGGUCCUUUGGCAGCAUCCUUGCACAGCUGGAUGGGGCUCAGCAUCCUCACCCUGUGACAGACUGUGCAGGCUGCUGGCAGGUCUGUGCUCUGCUGCUUUGCCCACUGUGGUGCCCCUGCAGCUGCUGUGCUGGCAGGGCCUGGCAGCCUGGCACAUCUGUGGGGCCAUUUUCACAGUGACCCUGGCUUUGUGAGGGCUUCCUUCUUGGUAUCCUCACUCUAGCUUUGCAAGUCAGAAUCUUGUCCAAGCUUGGAUUUUCUUGCCCAAGUCUCUCAGCUACCACACGAGUCCCUUUCUGACAAAUGCCAACAGCCACCAUGGGAUACCAGACCAAUCCAGCAUGGGGGCUGUCCCUUGGUUGUAGACCUGGCCUUGGUGAGAUGUGCUGUGUGGGGCUUGCUCACCCAAAAUAGGCGUGCCCUGGUCUAGUGGAAGGUAGUGCUGUCCAUGGCAGCAGGGUUAGUACCAAAUGCUCAUUAAGGUCUCCUCCAAGUUAAACCACUCUGUGUCUCUGAGAUUGCCUGCAGAGCUGACACCACCCACAUCUAUUGCAGGGUCCUACUGUUGGGCCUGCACAAUAUUUUCUCUCUUGGACUCCUGAUUCUUCCCAAGCUGCCAGCAACAAGAGGAUUCUUUUCCAACCAUUUUUGCAACCUCCUUCUACCCCCCCCCUUCUUUUUGUUUUAUUUCUGAAUUAAUGAGCAAUCAUUCACCUGAGAUGAACCUCUGAGUCGUUAAUUUUUCUUUGCUGCGUCCAUACCCCUGUAAUAGCAUUACUACCUUUUCCUUGUCGUGGAGUUAUUUAACAUAUAAAGACAGUUUUGUCCUUUUCUUUACAAAGAUGGCUAUAAUUCAUGUUCCUUGAUGUUCUAUUAAAACUCUAAUGUGACGUUUUACUACUGUAGAUUGAAAGUAGGGUGCUUUAGGGUGAUAUAGCCAUGUGGCAAGAAAUACAAAACCCUUCUGGAUUACUUUAAAAAAAAUAAUUAAAAAAAAACGGUUUUAAACAACAGCAACAAAAAUCAUUGUACCACUAUGUAAAACUCCAGAUGAUAAUUUAACUGACUAUUAAAAGGAGCUGUUAGUAA
Messenger RNA from Haemorhous mexicanus (house finch), 7478 nucleotides. RefSeq names its product astrotactin 1 (gene ASTN1). Gene Ontology annotation, biological process: neuron migration; neuron cell-cell adhesion. The transcript has 23 exons. The record is from RefSeq and is a predicted model, not a curated record. Lineage: Eukaryota; Metazoa; Chordata; Aves; Passeriformes; Fringillidae. Gene Ontology annotation, molecular function: protein binding. The coding region runs from base 1 to 3927 and encodes 1308 amino acids.